Molecule: messenger RNA, 897 nt
Organism: Gigantopelta aegis
Lineage: Eukaryota; Metazoa; Mollusca; Gastropoda; Neomphalida; Peltospiridae
Product: folylpolyglutamate synthase, mitochondrial-like
Exons: 8
Coding region: 1-897 (298 amino acids)
Biological process (GO): tetrahydrofolylpolyglutamate biosynthetic process
Cellular component (GO): cytosol; cytoplasm; mitochondrion
Molecular function (GO): ATP binding; tetrahydrofolylpolyglutamate synthase activity
Source: RefSeq, a predicted model, not a curated record
AUGGACUCGGUGGUGGAAGCAGAAACACCUGGUUGUGGAUCAUCUUCGUACCAGGAUGCCUUGUCUAUUGUGAGAAGUCUGACACCAGAUAAGACAGAUAUAGGAUUUAGACAACACAUUAUUUCAUUCAUGAUGAAGGCGCUCAAAGUGUGUGACAUAAAGCUGGAAGAUAUUGAUAAGCUGCCAAUUAUUCACAUCACUGGAACAAAGGGGAAAGGAUCGACAUCGGCAUUUUGUGAAAGUAUUCUCAGAAACAGCGGAUACAAGACUGGAUUUUUCAGCUCUCCUUCCAUGGUCAAAUACAAUGAGAGAUUUCGAAUCAACGGCCAGCCUCUUUCUGACGAAGACUUCUGCACUUACUUCUUCGACGUCUACAACAAAAUAGAACCCUUAAAAGACAUGCUAGAUAGAGAAAUGUCGGCGUUUUUUUUAUUUUUCACAACCAUGGCUUUCACCGUGUUCAUUAAAGAAAAAGUCGAUGUACUUGUGAUGGAAGUUGGUAUUGGUGGACAGAACGACUGCACGAAUGUCAUUCGAUCCCCAGUUGUAUGUGGAGUUACUUCCCUUGGAUUAGAACACACUGAUAAGCUAGGCAACACGAUAGAGAAAAUAGCGUGGCAUAAAGCGGGGAUUUUUAAGAAGGGAGUUCCCGCUCUGACUGUCAGUCAGCCACCAGAAGCCGACGCCGUUCUCUUAGAGCGAUCACAGGAGAUUGGGGCACCUCUGUACCAUGUUAUAGCACCUCUGUACCGAGUUCCAACCCUACACGAGUUCUGUGCCACGGGUCAACAGAUACGUUUGGGUAUUGAGGGAAACGUUCUGUUCGUUAACGCGGGACUCGCUCUACAGCUGUGUCGGGUAUUUGUAAACAGAACCAGCAAAGGUCAGUAUAAAUGA